This is a messenger RNA of Oryzias melastigma (Indian medaka), 1398 nucleotides long. Its product is annotated as general transcription factor 3C polypeptide 1. Gene Ontology annotation, biological process: 5S class rRNA transcription by RNA polymerase III; transcription initiation at RNA polymerase III promoter. Gene Ontology annotation, cellular component: transcription factor TFIIIC complex. The transcript is spliced from 3 exons. Gene Ontology annotation, molecular function: DNA binding. Lineage: Eukaryota; Metazoa; Chordata; Actinopteri; Beloniformes; Adrianichthyidae. The record is from RefSeq and is a predicted model, not a curated record. The coding region runs from base 855 to 1256 and encodes 133 amino acids.
UAGUAUGAUUGUGUUUAAGGUAAAAAAGACAAAUGGGGAUAUAUUUCCCCCAAAACAUGUUCUAUAUAAUGGUAGUUAUUAGAGAGGGUUUUUACCAAUUUUCGCAGUAUAGCGAUAUUAUCGAUAUCGUGAGCCAUGUAUCGCGUAUCGUAUCGUGAUGUACCCAGUGAUUCCCAGCCCUAAUAAUUAUCAUCCGAAGCAGGUGUUUAGGCUAUUAUUGAUGAAGGAGGAAGCCUGCGCUCCUGGUUUUAAGGCACAGAGAGACAGAGUGACGCUCCUGUGCAUCAUGAAGUGUGAAGUCUUUUGUUCUGGAUUAAAACAUCUGCAUGUGGGGCAUUCUCUGUAUUUGCAGAUUCAGCAUAUUUGCGGAUGUCUGUGGUCACUAACCCCCUGAAUAAUGGAGGAUUAAAAUACUUGAAUUCUCCAUGGCAAUGGAUCCUUAUGAACUUUCUUCAUAAACACAGCAGAUUUUAAAACCAUUGAAUAAUUUUCUAACCAAUUAGAUUAUAUGAUAAGGUUGUUUGAUCCUGGAGUCCAUGUUUAAUAACGAUUAUUUUAGCCUUUUUUUUCUUUAUAAGUUUGUAUUGAUUUAAGUGACCUGUUUUAGGUAUUUCCCCAUCUUUCAAGACAAUAACCUUAGUAUGGCAAAAUUAUUGAGCACAUGCAGAAUAUAAAUGGUGUGUUUUCACCAUCAAACUUAAAUUUUUUAGCCAUCUUGUUUUGUACACAUUUAAUAUGAGAUUUCCAGCAAAUCCUACUAAUGACUUUGAAGCCCAAAAAUGUAAUUUUAUAACCUCUCUCCAUAUUAAUUACUUUGAAAAAAAACUGACAUUUUGCUUCUUUGUAGGCAAUACAUGCACUCCUUCAAUGAGUCCCUGCAAAAGUUGAUUUACAUGGGCCUGCUGCAGUUUGGGGCUGGAAAAAAGUUCAUGGAGCGAGACCAGGUUUUUGUGUACCUGAAGCGCAAUGCUACUAUCGUUGACACCACCAACACAGAACCUCACUACUGGCUGGUCACAGAACCGCCGGACAAACCCUUCGAGAGGCGCCGCUACACCUUCAACACCAUAGAGGAUGUAGACAGCUUUUGGUUUGACCUGAUGUGCAUCUGCCUCAAUACGCCUUUAGGAAUCAUUCGUAAAAGAAGAAAGGGAUCGGAAGAGGAAGCCCAUGUGGAUGAGUUCCGCAAGGUGCAAGACCGCAAAGUGUUUCUCAAACUGGCACAUCUGCUUCGGUGGGUGAGGUUUGAGAUCUAAAGAAAAGCGAUUCCUCCUGCAAAAUGUUGGUUAAAAAGAAAUUUAUUGUUUUAUUUUAAAGACCCACUGGGAUUUUAACGAUUUUAACAUAAUAAAAUUUAAGAUGAUUUUUUUUUUCAAAUUGUAAUGAAUCAGGAGCAGA